AUGACAGAAAGAAGCAAUGAUGAAACAAGAAGUUAUUUUUCAUGGAAUUUGGAGAUGGAACGUGUGUUAGCUGAAGUAUUAAGAGAUCAAAGAAACAUGGGCAAUAAGAGUGACGGAGCUUGGAAAAGAGUUGCAUAUAAUGCUGCAGUUGUAGUGUUAUCCAACAGCUUCAAAGUCCAAGUCACUUGGGAGAAUGUUAAAAAUCGAAUCAAACUUUGGAGAUCAUGGUAUGGAGUUGUAAGUGACAUCCUUGGUCAGAGUGGAUUUGAUUGGGAUGGAACCAAACAUAUGAUUACAAUUGGUGAUGAAAAUGUAUGGAAUGAAUAUGUCACUUCGCAUAAGGAGGCUAGACAUUUUCGAUUCAAAGCAAUUCCAAAUUGGGAUGAUAUAGUGGAUUUAUGUGCUAAAGAUAGAGCUACUGGUCAUGGAGCUGAAACUGCUAUGGAUGAUGAUGAAGUCAUGAGUAAAGAGAUAACUGAAGUAAAUUUUGUGGGUUUGGAGGACUUGAAUGCUACUAUAGAUUUGGAGGAACCAAACUCUAACUUAAAAAGAAAAGCACAAUCUACUUCAAGUUCUACUAGUACACAAUCUCAAAGGAGAAAUAUUAGUGAAAAAGAGCUAAUGGCUGCUUCAAUGAAAGAUGUGGCUGAGUCUUUUAAGCGAUUGACACAUGUAUAUGGUGAAAAGGUUGAUGAAAAUGAAAUCAAAGAAGUGCUAGAUGAGGUGCGUUUAAUGCCAAAUCUUACUAAAGAACAAUGGGCUAAAGCUGUUAAAUGGUUAGCUGACAUGCCAAAACAAUUAGCUAUUGUGAAAGCCCUUCCAAUUGAGCAGAAGGAAGAUUAUGUUUUAAUACAUAUUUCUACAACUUAA
This is a messenger RNA of Vigna unguiculata (cowpea), 870 nucleotides long. RefSeq lists its product as uncharacterized. The record is from RefSeq and is a predicted model, not a curated record. NCBI's taxonomy places the organism in Eukaryota, Viridiplantae, Streptophyta, Magnoliopsida, Fabales, Fabaceae.